AUGUCAAGUUCUGUGAUUGUUGUCGGUCUUUUGAUGGGGUUGCUGGCUUUGAGUUGUGCUCAACUUCUGCCUCUGGAAGAAGUGAAAACUCUUGAAACAAUUUCUAGAAAAUUACAUAACCCUCACUGGAAAAAUAUCAGCCAAACUUCUUGCCAAGAUGGUGGGGUAGGCUUCUUCAAACACUUCACUGCCCACAUUUUUAGCAAUGUCACUUGCAAGUGCUCCUUUGCAAACAACACUUGCCAUGUCAAAAUCAUCAAGCUGAAGGGUCUGAAUUUAACCGGAGUUAUACCUGAGGAAUUUGGGGACCUUACUCAUUUGGAAGAAAUUGAUCUCACUCACAACUACAUUAGUGGAUCAAUCCCUGCCAGCCUUUCUCGGUGUCCCAUUCGUUCUCUGUAUCUUUUAGGGAAUCGACUCAGCGGUUCAAUUCCUGCUGGUGACUUUACAUUGCUCAGAGAGCUGGUGUUGGAAGAUAAUCAAUUUGAAGGGCCUCUUCCGCAAAACCUUGGGAGGUUGACUCACUUGGAAAGACUCCUUCUUUCUGCGAACGAUUUUACUGGUACAAUACCAGAGUCGUACGGAUAUCUAAAGAACUUAAUUGAUUUUAGGAUAGGUGGGAGCCAAUUAUCAGGAAAGAUACCUGAAUUUAUUGGAAACUGGAGUAAACUUCAAAAACUUGAUCUGCAAGGUACAUCCAUGGAAGGCCCUAUUCCUUACACCAUAUCUUCAUUGAAAGACUUAAAGGAAUUGAUGAUAUCUGAUUUGGAUGGACCAAGUAUGCCUUUUCCUACUUUGAAAUAUAUGAAAAAUAUCCAGAUAGUGAUUUUGAGAAAUUGCUCAAUUAGUGGUACAAUCCCAAAUUACCUUGGCAAGCUGACAAAGCUAUUAAUAUUGGACUUGAGUUUUAACAAGUUAACAGGAGAAAUUCCACAGACGAUUGAACGUGCUCACCAUCUAUCUUUCCUGUGUUUGAGCAACAACAUAUUGACCGGAGAAGUACCAAUUGGGAUAUUGCAAAGCAAACGUGACCAGGACUUGUCAUACAACAAUUUUACGGGAUCACCUUCCGUCAGCUGCCAACAUUUGACUCUGAAUCUAGUUUCUAGUCAUUCGUCUCUAGAAAAUUCGUGGUGCUUGAAGAAGGGCCUUCCUUGCUCCUCAAAGCCUAAAUACCAUUCUAUAUUUAUCAAUUGUGGAGGGAGGAAGACGAAAUUUGAUGGUCAUACAUAUGAAGAGGACUUAAGCACUCUCGGACCAUCAAGCUUUUUUUCGUCGUCUCAAAAGUGGGGCUCUAGCAGCACGGGGCUGUACAUGCACAAGCCUAAUGCAAAUUACAUUGCAACAAAUGUGUUAUCUUUAAAUAUCACCGGUCCAGAUUUUUAUCAAACAGCGCGCAUUGCCCCUGUAUCACUCAAGUAUUAUGCCCUUUGCAUGCUAAAAGGCAGAUACAAAGUGCGGCUCUACUUUUCCGAAAUAAUGUUCACAAAUGACCAGACAUUUAGCAGUCUCGGAAAACGCUUAUUUGACAUCUCAAUUCAAGGGAUUUUGGUCCAGAAAGACUUUAAUAUUAUGGAUGAAGCAGGAGGUGUUGGUAAGGGAAUUGUCAAAGAGUUCGACAAUGUUACUGUUCUUGGUAGCACACUGGAGAUCCACUUAUAUUGGGCAGGAAAAGGAACGACUGCCAUUCCUUAUAGAGGUGUCUAUGGGCCUCUUAUAUCUGCGAUUAGUGUGACACCAAACUUUGAUUCUCCAACAGAAAGUGUAAGCACCAUACCGCAUGGUAGGAUUGGGGGGUGCGUAGCAGUUGCCAUCAUAUUAACAGUGCUGGUUAUUCUUUGGAUCAAGAGAUGCCUCGUAGGACUACAGAAAACAUUGGAGGAUGAUUUGAAAGGUGUGGAACUACAAACUCGUAAGUUUACCUUUACGGAACUUAAAGAUGCCACAGCCAACUUUCACCAAGCCAAUAAGAUUGGUAAAGGUAGUUUCGGUACUGUUUAUAAGGGCAUUCUUGCUGAUAGAACACAGAUUGCUGUUAAGCAGCUUUCUCCCGAAUCAAACCAAGGAGAGCAUGAAUUUUUUAAUGAGAUAGAGAUGCUACAUGUUUUGCAACACCCUAAUCUUGUAUACCUAUACGGAUAUUGUAUUGAAGAAAAUCAGUUAUUCCUUGUCUACGAGUACAUGGAAAACAAUAGCGUUUAUCAUGCUUUGUUUGAAGAAAGUCAGUUGGAUUUGGAUUGGGCAACGAGGCGUAAGAUAUGUGUUGGUAUAGCAAAAGGUUUGGCUUACCUUCAUGAUGGAUCAAGCUUGAGGGUUAUUCAUAGAGAUAUCAAGGCUUCGAACGUAUUGCUUGAUAAACAUCUUAACCCGAAGAUAUCGGACUUUGGAUUGGCUAAACUUGCCGAAGAGGAUAAAACACAUAUAAGCACCAAUCCUGUUGGAACUCCUGGCUACAUUGCACCAGAAUAUGCAAAUCUGGGUCAUCUUACUAAUAAAGCAGAUGUUUACAGCUUUGGAAUUGUUCUACUAGAGAUUAUUAGUGGGAAGAAGAAAUCAGAUAAAAAAGGAUUCUAUAUUCUUCAUUGGGCGCAUGAUCUCAAAUCGAAAGGGAAUUUGAUGAACUUAGUGGAUCCAAGGUUGGGCUCAGAAUUCAACAAUGAAGAAAUGAUAGCUACAAUCAAUGUGGCUCUCCACUGCUGUAAUUCAACUUCAAAGUUUAGGCCUACCAUGUCUGAAGUUAUGAGCAUGCUUGAAGGUGAGGCUGCUGUUCAAGAGUUCGUCUUAGACCCCAAUCCCUCAUCAAGUAAUGAGAGGGAUCCAAUAGUGAAUGAAGUUUUCCAGUCUGUUUUGAGAGGGGGCGCUGGGACACUUGAAGGGCCAUCGAAUGAUUCAGAUGCAGCUCUUGAUGAUAUCCAUCCAGUCAAUCCGCAUCCAGGCCACCAAGACAAUAAAAAAGGAAGAAAAUGGCAAAGUUAUUAG
This is a messenger RNA of Pyrus x bretschneideri (Chinese white pear), 2979 nucleotides long. Its product is annotated as probable LRR receptor-like serine/threonine-protein kinase At1g53440. Gene Ontology annotation, molecular function: protein kinase activity; ATP binding; protein binding. Gene Ontology annotation, biological process: protein phosphorylation. The transcript has 25 exons. The coding region runs from base 1 to 2979 and encodes 992 amino acids. Lineage: Eukaryota; Viridiplantae; Streptophyta; Magnoliopsida; Rosales; Rosaceae. The record is from RefSeq and is a predicted model, not a curated record.